Solanum stenotomum is the source of this 1368-nucleotide messenger RNA. Its product is annotated as ankyrin repeat-containing protein BDA1-like. The coding region runs from base 16 to 1368 and encodes 450 amino acids. Lineage: Eukaryota; Viridiplantae; Streptophyta; Magnoliopsida; Solanales; Solanaceae. The record is from RefSeq and is a predicted model, not a curated record. Gene Ontology annotation, molecular function: protein binding. The transcript is spliced from 2 exons.
UCUUUGGUAGAACUAAUGGAUAGAAGGCUGAGGGAGGCUGCUCAAACAGGGGAUGUUCAUCACUUGCAAAGCUUGAUCAAAGAAGAUCCUCUUUUGCUCAGGGAAGUUUCAUUAGCAGGUAGUGAAACUCCUCUGCAUAUUGCUUGUUCGGGUGGCCAUCUUGAGUUCAUGAAGGAGAUUAUUCAUUUGAGGCCAGAAUUUGCAAGAGAACUAAACCAGGAUGGUUUCAGCCCUUUGCAUAUAGCCACGGCAAAUGGAGAUACAGAGAUUGUGAAGGAGCUGUUGAAUGUUGACAGUAAGCUAUGCCUUGUCAAGGGGAAGGACAGAAGAAUUCCCCUUCACUCUGCAGUAAUCAAAGGCAGAGGACAUGUCAUGAAGGAGCUUCUUGUGGCUUUGCCAGACUCAGCAGAAGAAGUAACUGCUCGUGGCAAGACUUGCCUUCAUUUAGCUGUCAAGAAUCAUCAGUUUGAAGCAUUCAAGUUAUUACUUGACAACCUCAAGGAUGAUCUUUUAAACAAGAAGGAUAUCCAAGGAAACACUGUUUUGCAUCUUGCUGUGUCAACUAAGCAAUACGAGGUUGUUGAUAUGUUGCUGGAUGAGAAUGUUGUAUCUAAGGGCACAAUUGAGGUGAAUUCUUUGAACAAGAAAGGCCUUACACCUUUGGAGGUACUAUUAGAGGAAUCCGGAGAUAGAGAUAUUGAGGAAAUUCUAAGAGCAUCUGGUGCUUUAUCUGCUGAAAACUUGCAAGUUUUGGUUAUUCCAGUUCAAGAUCCAUCAAAUGAACAAUCCAGCAGAGCGCAAAGAAGGGACGAUGGGUCUCGAUCUAAUUCAGAGAAGCUUCUGGAUUUCUUCAAGUAUGAUAAGACCAAAGAUUGUCCAGGAAAAGUAAGAGACACCCUUCUUGUGAUAGCCAUUCUGAUUGCAACAGCAACUUAUCAAGCAGGUUUCAAUCCACCAGGAGGCUUAUGGCAGGACACUUACUCGCCUGAUGACGAUAACAACAGUAGUACUAGUCAUGAUGGCAUAGUAGUGCCCCUGCGGCAUUUCGCAGGACAGUCAGUGAUGGCUACCAGCUAUCCAUUUAGCUAUGGCCUGUUCUUGGUUUUCAACUCCCUCGGAUUUUCCGUAUCCCUCUAUGCGAUAAAUUUCCUUACAAUAGGAUUUCCUUUGCAGUUAGAACUGCAAGUCUCACUUGUUGCCUUGGCGUUAACCUAUAUUACUGUGAUGUUGUGCAUAAUACCUUACUGGGUAACUGGUUUCUUCUUUGUUUUCAUUAUCAUAGGCUUUUUAGUACUGCUUCCCGUCAUUUUAGUGAAGUUGAGAAACUAUUGCAAGAAUCCUAGACUCGUAUUACGAUUUAUAAACUAG